Trametes versicolor FP-101664 SS1 is the source of this 3948-nucleotide messenger RNA. RefSeq lists its product as uncharacterized. The record is from RefSeq and is a predicted model, not a curated record. Gene Ontology annotation, molecular function: mRNA binding. Gene Ontology annotation, biological process: regulation of gene expression. NCBI's taxonomy places the organism in Eukaryota, Fungi, Basidiomycota, Agaricomycetes, Polyporales, Polyporaceae. The transcript has 8 exons. Gene Ontology annotation, cellular component: cytoplasm; nucleus. Bases 1 to 3780 code for a protein of 1259 amino acids.
AUGGCUCAGGCACUCUCCGCUGCUGACCUCCAGAGGAGGCACGAACUCGAAGGCGCCCCCGACCCGUUCCCCAGUCUGAUCGACGACACUCCGGUUAAGGCCCGUGCUCCCGCGGCUAGUCGUGCCGUCGACACCGACUCCCAGGAGGCCUUCCCUUCUCUGGCCCCCGUCCAGCUCGGUAACAAGCCCACCGCCUCGGCCUGGGGUGCCAAUGCUGGUCCUCGCAUCAAGCCCCCGGCGCCGAAGCAGCCCGUCGUCUCGGACUCCUUCAUCCUUUCGUCUAUCGAUCUCUCCACCGCUGGCAAGGAUGGGAAGCCCACGUCCCUCGGUGAAGUGAUGAGGCAGGUUAUGUCCCAGCACAAGGUUAAACUCGACGCGUCCACGAACCAGAAGUCGCACCAGACCACGUUCUAUCUCAAGGCCGACUCCAAGAAGGAGCUCGAGAGGGCGAAGAAGAGCCUCCUCGCUCUGCUCAGUCCGAUCGUCACUCUUACGCUUAACGCCCCGGCCUCGACCAUUCCGACUAUCAUCGGUCCCAAGGGCGUCACUCUCAAGCAGGUCCGUGACCAGACUGGCGUUAGGGUGGACAUUCCCCGCCGCGACACGCUUGCACCGGCUACCAACGGACAGACUAACGGCGGCUCCCACUCCCCUUCGCGCAACCCGACUCCUCUCCCCGGUUCUCCCAUUGACGGCGAUGAGGAGGAAGAGCCCACGGUCCCCGUCACCAUCACUGGUCCCCAGCCCCUCGCACUCGAGGCACAGGCACUGCUCAACGAGAUUAUCGCAACGAAACGCUCCCGUGCCACGCAGCGUGUGCGCGACAUCCCGGAGCACAUUCUGCCGUUCGUCCUUCCCCGCCGCGAGCAGUUCCUUGCCGCCGCCGAAGGUGCGGACGUCAACUUGGCGCUGAACGGUGCCGCCCGCGAGAUUACUGUUACUGGAGACCGCGACGCGGUCACUCGCGUUGUGGAAUCUAUCAAGUCUGCGGUCGAAUACUUCAAGACCGAUGUGAUCUCGCUCAAGCUGUCGCUUCCCAAGCGCCAGCAUCGUCUGCUCGUCGGCAAGAAUGCGGAGGACAUUAUGGCCAAGGCGCGCUGCGCUAUCAUCGUGCCGAAGCCCGACGAGGCCAGCGAGGAGCUGCUCAUCUGGGGUAAGGCGACGGACGUUGGCCUCGGUGUCCAGGCAGUUAUGGAAAAGGCGAACUCGGCGUACAUCCACGAGUUCCCGCUCCCCGGCCCCAUCUCGGUCUCGCGCCAGCUCAUGACUUACAUGGUUCGCGUCAACUACGCCAAGACUCUGUCAACUGCGAACCCUGGCGUACAGGUCUAUACCCCGGCUGCUUCGACUUGGGACCGUGCGUCUGUGCUGAACGUGGACAUCAUUGGCGAGAAGCCGAAGGUCGACGCGGCAGUGAGCCAAUUCUCUGCGCUCAUCGGUAAACUGUUCGGCGCGACCAAGGAGGUCCCGAUCGAUUGGCUCGUGCACCGUAUCAUCAACUCUAACAAGAACGCGAAGAAGAUCAAGGCAUUCCAGGACGUUCAGAACGUUCUGGUCUUCUUCCCGCCGGAAUCUGCUGAGCAGUCCACGGUUCUUCUGGUAUACGACCCGACCUCACCCAACGCGUCCCCCUCCCCCGUCGAGAAGGCCAACAACCUCGAGACGGUGGAGAAGGAACUGCUCAAGAUGGCUCGCGACGCUGCCGAUGUCAAGACUGAGGUCAUCGAGGUUGAGAAGAAAUGGCACGACGCGGUCGUCGGCCGCGGCGGCACUACUCUCAACGCUAUCAUCGGCGAGGACAAAACGCUCUCGAUCAAGGUCGGUACGGACGCCGGCCAGGCGUCAGAGGACUUCAUCCUCGUCCGUGGUAUCAGCGCAGACGUCGACCGCGCGGUUGGCGAGAUUCGCAAGAUCGUCGAGGACGCGAAGAACGAUGAGAUCGUGAGCAGCUUCGUCACGGAGUUUGAGAUCGAGCGUGACUACGUCGGGCGCAUCGUCGGCGCUGGUGGUGCGGGGGUGAACAAGCUCCGCGACACCCUCGGCGUGAAGAUUGACUUCUCGGACGAGGGCGAGGAGAAGGAGAAAGAGGUCACGAAGAAGAAGAAGGGUGUGCACCAAAAGUCGCGCGUCAAGAUCGUCGGGCGCAAGGAGAACGUCGAAGAGGCCAAACGUCGCAUCCAGGCGCACGCGGACCGCCUUGCGGACGAGACGUCCGAGGUGCUCAAAAUCCCGCAUCAGUACCACUCCUCGCUCAUUGGUCAGAGCGGCAAGUAUGUUAUCCGCCUCGAGGAGAAGUACGCCGUGAAGAUUACGUUCCCGCGCGAGUCCGCUGCGGACGGCGAGGGCAAGACCCGUGAGGUCCUGAAGGUCGAUGAGGUGCUCGUCAAGGGUGGCCGGAAGGGUGUCGCCCAGGCCAAGCAGGAGCUCUUGGACGCUGUCGAGUUCGAGAAGGAGUCGAACAACGUUGUCAAGUUCACCGUUCCCUCCCGCUCGGUCGCCCGUAUCCUCGGCAAGGGCGGAGCCACGAUCAACGACAUCAAGGACCAGACCGGCGCGCAGAUCGAUGUCGACAAGGCCUCGGACGAUACCGCUGUCGCGAACAUCGCCGUCCGUGGCACCAAGAAGGCGAUCACUGAGGCCAAGGCGCUCAUCCUCGCCAUCUCGGACCAGGUCCAGGAGGAGACGACCGCGACGGUCGACGUCCCCAGCAAGUUCCACCGCACGCUUAUUGGUGCUGGUGGCCAGGGCCUGAAGGAGCUCAUCGCUCGCUGUGGUGGGCCCACGGACCCGAAGGCGCAGGCUGGUCUAAUUCGCUUCCCCCGCCAAGGGGAGCCUGGCGACGAGGUCCGCCUCCGUGGAGAGCCUAAGCUCGUCGCGAAGCUCAAGGCGGAGCUCGAGAAGACCGUCACAACGCUCAAGGACCGCGUGGUGCUCGGUGUCGAGGUCCCCGUCGCUCAGCACCGUGCCCUCAUCGGCCGCGGCGGCCAGCACCUCAACGACCUGCAGAACCGCACCGGGGCGCAGAUCCAGUUCCCCGGCUCGCGCUCGUACAACCAGGUCGGCGAGCCUAUCAACGCGACUGAGCUCGCCGAUGUGGACCCUGCCAACGUCGUCAAGGUCUCCGGUCCUCGUGCUGCUUGUGACAAGGCCGUGGAAGAGCUUAAGGCCCAGAUCAAACCUGCCGCUCCCGAGGGUGUCAACAGCACCAUCACCGUGCCCCUCAAGUUCCACUACGCGGUCUCGCAGCAGGGCAACCUCUUCCGCCAGCUGCGCUCCUCUGGCGUGCACGUCGAGCAGUCCGUGCAGCCGUCCAAGCCCGCGGUGCCCCCGCAGCCCACGCCCCAGGCAGGCGCUGUGACGGCGCGCAUCGACGACCCCGACACGGACGCAGCAGGUGUCGAGGCUCAGUGGCAGGUCGUCCCGAACUACCAGGACGCCGAGGAGGGUGACUCGGUGUGGACGCUGAAGGCCCGCGACCAGGCCGGGCUUGACCGCGCGCUCAAGUUCAUCACGGACGGGAUCGAGCACGCGGAGAAGAUGACGCACGUUGGGUUCCUGACGCUGCCUGACCGCACGAUGUUCCCGCGCAUCGUCGGCGCGAAGGGCUCGAACGUCGCCCGCCUGCGCAACGAAAGCGGUGCGGACAUCACGGUCAACCGCGACGACAACACUAUCGUCAUCGUCGGCUCCGAGUCUGCCAUUGAGACUGCCAAGGACGCCAUCCUGAAGAUGACCACCAACAACAACCGUGGUCCCCGCGGCCCCCGCCGUGACGCGUAAAGAUUUAUUAGCUUAGCAUAAUGUCUGUUGGGUAUCACCGUGAUCUAGGAUAAUACACGGUGAAGAGGGGCCACUUGGAUGGGCACACGGAUGAGUACACCCGGAAUAUACCAUACCAGUACUGCUCGCAGUGGCGUUGUGCAAUUGCAAUGAGACCCAUGGAAGCAA